This is a messenger RNA of Cercocebus atys (sooty mangabey), 6529 nucleotides long. It is a transcript of the gene ZIC4, whose product is annotated as Zic family member 4. Gene Ontology annotation, biological process: regulation of transcription by RNA polymerase II; central nervous system development. Gene Ontology annotation, cellular component: nucleus. Lineage: Eukaryota; Metazoa; Chordata; Mammalia; Primates; Cercopithecidae. The transcript has 5 exons. The coding region runs from base 2717 to 3721 and encodes 334 amino acids. The record is from RefSeq and is a predicted model, not a curated record. Gene Ontology annotation, molecular function: RNA polymerase II cis-regulatory region sequence-specific DNA binding; DNA-binding transcription factor activity, RNA polymerase II-specific.
UUUUUCUUUUUCUUUUUUUUUUUGCCACGAUUUCUUUUCCUUCUCACAGUCAUAUACAUUCCUCCUUCUCCCUUGCCCCCACCACCCCCGCGCGGCCCUUCCCGAAACCUACUCUUCGCUGAGCGAUUAGAGAUUUCGGACGUCUCCGGGUGCAGGAGGCGGGGAUGGGGCUGGUAAACACAGCAAAGGCACUUCCAGAAUGUCCCGAUUCAGCAACUUUCUUUUCUUUCUUCCCCCUUCCCCCCCGCUUCAAGGGCAGCAAAAGAGGCUUUUGUUAUUUGCUCCUUUUGAAGUUUGUUUCCCUCUUGCUUGGUCCCCCUCCUGUUUAUAAUUUAAGAUCUUGGGAGCACACGGGCACUAUGCUCUCUUUACAAGAAACGUAAUUUCUCAGUGUAACCGGUAGCCUCUGUAUUUCUCGCUUUUAUCUAAUCAGGCUUCCUGCACCACCGCACCCCCUCCCAAAACACACACACACACUCACAUUCACACACACAGGUGGAUGAACGCUUAAGUUCCCAGGUUAUUGAGGUUUGAGUUUUUUAAUGGCAAAUUUGAAAUGUUGUUGUCAGUUUCCUUUACUUUUUCCCUGUCUUGCAUUAUUUUUCUCUUUUCUCCCUUUCCGUUGUCUCCUUCGACUGCCCCCGCUAACCCUGUCUCUCCUCACUCCUGUUCCCAACUUGGGCCCCUUUCAUUCAGGUAAAACUGUAAAUUUCCCAAUGCGCCAUUGUUCCCUUGGGCUGCCCAAAGCUCCCUAGAGAUCCCCGAAUACUUUUUUGGUAUUUAAAUCCCCAGUAGAUAGGACCAAUGUAAAUUUUGUGACAUUCAAACCUUUUCUAGUUCACAAAUCAGUCACCCUUGUCACAGUUAUUGAAAUUCCGCAACUCGCCACACCAGGACGGUGGAAAAAGCGGGCGCGGUCUUUGUUGCCGACCAGGCUUUUGAUCGCCAGAGAAAAUUUACUUACCUUCAGAUGAGUGAGCAGAAAAAGAAAUAACACUCCCUUUGAUUUAGUUAGGAAAAUGCAGACAUUUGGAUUCAGUGCAAACAUACAACACUCGCUUGUUUUCGCGAUGCGGCCCUCGAUUAACCUGUCUUUGCCUAGCGCAAAGUCUAUUCAACAACUGCGCGUAGUUUCUUUUUGUCCCUUCCACAAAGAGCCAUUGACUAUAUAUUAAAAUGAUUGUUGAAAGGUAGGGGAGUAUGGUACUUAAAAGCAGGAAAAAAAAAAAUCCCUGUGACUCAAUCAAUUAAGCCGAGCAACAUUUAUGCAUUUCAAAAAAUGCACGCGGAUGCGGGGGGUUGUGGGGAUGAAGGUUGCAUUUCUCCGCAGCUCUGUUUAAAACCCAACAGUCCUGGCCGAGGGUUUAGCUGAAGCGUCUGCAUAUUCAUUAGGUCUAAUUAUUUUCUAGUAAGGAAAACACAAAAAGCCAAGAGUCGGAAUCCUUCAAUUUACCCUUUGUUUCUAACUUCAUUUGGCUUCUUUGCAGCUGAAUCAAAGCCCUAAACUCUUUUUCCAGACAAAGAAACCUCAACUCAUCCUUUCACAGGCGGCCCGGUUAGGAAACUCACCAGUGCCCCAGCGAGAGGAAAAUGAAAAUGAAUAUAUUUUUUGCCCUGACGCCAGCGCUGACUGCACCGGCUGGAGGAAGGCAGGGUCAGCGUCCGCCGCUCCUCGCCUUUCUGGUUUUCUGGUCUUCUCACCGACUAGAUUCUCGUUUGGGGCUGGCCGGCCGGACUGCCCUUUCCAUGGGCUGUGCUUGCUCAAAAGUCGGCUUGGGUAUCCGAGAUGAUUUCCCGGUGCCUGAAGGGACCUGACUGAGCAUUUGUGCUUGUGCUGGGAAAUAGAAAUUCGAGAAAAAAAAAAUUGUCCUGUUCCCAUCAACAAGUCUGAGUCUAGCAGCCCAGCAUUUCCCACCAACUUUGAGUGGAAUGGAAUGAGGAGUGGAGGUAAGGAAAGGACUGAGGCAUUUUCAAAAAUUAUUAUACACUUCGUUAGAAAAAAAAAAAAAAAAAGAUAUAUCGGAGCAACUAAGUCUUUCUACCUACAAGGGGAAGUUGGAUCCUACUUCCCCUGGAGUUGAGAAAACCUCAUCUGCAAGAAGUUUUCUCUAGAGGCUGUAUUCCUCUCACUAGGGAGAACAUAUAUUGAACCCACCUCGUCCGCCUUUCAGGAAACACACGCGCGCGCGCACACACACACACAACAAGGGAGGGGACCUAAGGGGGAAGGGUAGCUGUUGGGAGGGGGAGAGGGAAAAUAAUUCUUCAAAAAAGAAAAGUCAGUCUUCUCCUCUCCAGUCUGUGGAAAAUCCAACGGGGACGUUUACAAGAGGAUAUUUUUAGGAAACACAUCCAAAUACACAGGGGUAAGAGUGAAUGUGAGAAAAAAAAAAAAAAAGUUGUGGGUUGUAGAAGUUAUCAAGUGGGAUUUGCGGCGCUCUCUGCAGGAAACGCGAGCGGCUCCAGUUCAAAGCCACAUGCACCAACGUGACAUAUAAGCCAUUAAAAUAUCAUCCUGACGGCUCAUUUCUGCUUCAUCAUACAUUCCCUAACUGCUUCCCGAAAGCUGGAAAAGGAGAAAUGAAGGAUGACCGCCUCGCUGGAACCACAAAAGAGAGGCUUGGAGGGGUUUGUGGUCCCCUCUCAGCCACCCCGAAAUGAUGUGCAGAAAUGAGGCGAUCCUGGCAACAGGUGGAGUGGGGCUCAAAGUCAGAAAAUGAGAUACAAGACAUCCUUGGUGAUGAGGAAACGAUUACGGCUUUACCGAAACACUCUGAAAGAGUCAAGUAGCAGCUCUGGACACCAUGGCCCCCAGCUCGCCGCCGCCUCCAGCCCCUCGGUGUUCCCAGGCCUCCAUGAGGAGCCUCCCCAGGCCUCCCCCAGCCAUCCUUUGAAUGGACUCCUGCGUCUGGGGCUCCCUGGAGACAUGUACGCGCGGCCAGAACCCUUCCCGCCAGGGCCUGCGGCCCGCAGCGACGCCCUGGCAGCUGCCGCAGCUCUGCAUGGCUACGGGGGCAUGAACCUGACGGUGAACCUCGCUGCGCCCCACGGUCCUGGCGCUUUCUUCCGCUACAUGCGCCAGCCCAUCAAACAGGAGCUCAUCUGCAAGUGGCUGGCGGCCGACGGCACCGCGCCCCCGAGCCUCUGCUCCAAAACUUUCAGCACCAUGCACGAGCUGGUCACGCACGUCACCGUGGAGCACGUCGGCGGCCCGGAACAGGCCAACCACAUUUGCUUCUGGGAGGAGUGUCCGCGCCAGGGCAAGCCCUUCAAAGCCAAAUACAAACUUGUAAAUCACAUCCGCGUGCACACGGGCGAGAAGCCCUUCCCUUGUCCUUUCCCGGGGUGUGGGAAGGUCUUUGCUAGAUCAGAAAAUCUCAAAAUACACAAACGAACUCACACAGGCGAGAAGCCCUUCAGAUGCGAGUUCGAGGGCUGUGAGCGGCGCUUCGCCAACAGCAGCGACCGCAAGAAGCAUUCGCACGUGCACACUAGCGACAAGCCAUACACGUGCAAGGUGCGGGGCUGCGACAAGUGCUACACGCACCCCAGCUCGCUGCGUAAGCACAUGAAGGUGCACGGGCGCUCGCCGCCGCCCAGCUCUGGCUACGAUUCGGCUACACCGUCUGCCCUCGUGUCGCCCUCGUCAGACUGCGGCCAUGAGUCCCAGGUGGCCUCCUCGGCGGCGGUGGCGGCGCGUAGUGCCGACUUGAGCGAAUGAUGUCCAUCGCGUUGCUCGCAAGGUAAUCUCGCUCCGCGCAGCUGAGCGCCCCGCAUCUUGCGCCUGCUACAUCAAAGGGCCCGCGCACAAAGCAGUGUUUCUUCGCCACGGUGCAUCUUCAUGGUAAGUUAGGAUUUCUAUGGCAAUGGGCAAGUCGCACUGAAAUCCUGAAAGGCCAAGCCUGGAGCCCGUCCAGGCUUUUCAUUAAGGACAUAAUAUUUACGUCUAACAGACCUUUUUUCUUGUGUAUACAAGUAUAUAUUUUUGUUUGACGCGGACUAAAUCAUUUUCAUUUAAUUUCCGGUAAACAAAACCCACGCGAAUGGGCACUUGUACCCGAUCAUAAUAAAAAUGGAUAAUAAUGUGAAGGAAGAAAAGAGCCGCUUGAAUCGCCGCUCAGCCCCCUUUGUUUCUGCUUUCUGCGGUGAUCAGAGGGCGCAUUUGGGUUUGAUGGCGAGUUUCUAAAGGCGAGGAAAUGGUUUGUAAGAGGGGAAAGAAAAGGAGAAAGGUCUAAUCAAGCUAGGGUUGUUCAAAGAGUCGGGUUUUGGGGUUGAAAGUGUGAGUUUGACGGUGCAUCAGCAUGCCGCGUUAGGCUCGCCAUGGAAAUACGCGCGGGGAGCGGCCGCUUCAAAGGCGGCACACUUCACUACAGACACUCUAUUAAGAUACAUUUGCGCUGACCUUUGCUUUCACGCCAUUUAAUACUGUCACUGCGCUCUCCAGUAUAUACUUCCUUCCUAGAACCCGACUUGCCCGCGUUUAGGGGUUCACCCUGCACCCGGAUGUGGGAGGCUUUGGAGCAGGGGACACUUUCAGGAAAGGGAGGAGCACAAGGACUCUGUGCAUCUUGACUGCGCACCAAAGAGCUCCAGGAUCAGGAGUGAAAGAUUUUAAAGCAGCCUCCGAAGCUUAACAAAUGAGCAUUCCAAACUCAAUUUUGUGCAAAUCGCCUUUCUGACUCUUGAGUAGGAUGGAGGCUUAAGUUUAAUGGGGACUUGUGGGGAAGGGAGCCACCCUGGGGGAGUCUGAGGAGUUCAGUCUGUGCCCUUGGGACAUUUCCACUCUGGCUUUCCUUACCACUCUUCUUCCUCUCCAUCCCAUAAGUCUCUUGUGGCCCCUCAAACUUGUUUCUUUCUAAGGCAGGGUGUGUGGUACCUUAGGCCUGGACUUGUCCUAGAUGCAAACUCAAGAGCCCAAGGCCAAGGGGAUAUGGGGAAGAUGGCAGGAAAGUUAGAAGUCCAUGUUCCCUUAAUUGUCUUGUUGUUUAUUUUAUCCAAGUACCCCAGUGAAUAGGGGAAAAAUAAACACAGUGAAAAAAAAAAAUCAAACAGUGGAGUCUUCUUUAGUGCCAGUCCUUGUGGUUGAAUAAAAAGGAUGGUCCGCUUUCUAUUGAGCUGAGAAAUCUUUGAAGUGGGAGUUAUUAUCUGAGACAUUCCUGCUUGUCGUCCUAACAACGCCGAUGAAACGUAAAAGGUUCUUUGUCAGCGAUUUGUUCUCCUCUCUGUCAAACUCCCUCUGCCCCGUUAGUUUCAAACCGUUUCUAAAGAGAUAAAAAUCAAACUUCUUUUAAAAAAAUAUCCACACACUGCACCAAUACAUAACUUUAGGACUAAGUCUUGCUAAGGGAUAAACAAAAGCAAUGCCUAGACAUCAGGGUCAGGGCCUGACCUGGUGAAGUAUGCAGAAGUUGGGGGACCCUCGGGACAAGCUUUGGGACAUGAGGAAAAGUAUGCAGAGGGGGUCCAAGCAGAAUACAUACCCUAAGUCCAUAAUUGUAUGUCUGCUUUCUUCUGCUCUGACUUGCACUCAGUCAGCCCAAGUUGGUUCACCUGGAUGGGUUCCUUUGGGUACCCCUCAAGCUGCUAAUAUUCUUGCCCAGGAUCCUUGGAACUUAAGAUUGCAGCCAAGCAAUUGUUAAUAUCUCCUGCUCCUUCAAAGCCACCUCUGCUAAAAAUAGACCCAUUGUGUAUUUCUUCUCACUAGCAGCAAUCAACAAGCCCUUUCUGCCAUUAAUAAGAAGGAGAAUAGCUGAAGGAGAGAGAUGUUUUAUUAAUUUCCUGUUUCCUUCAGAAUCUUGGCAGUUGAAGCUUAGAAGAUUUGGUCUACAACCUAGUGAUCGAAAAUGCAUGCAAAUGCCCAUCCUUCCCCUCAUUCACAUGUGCAGUUGUUCAUUUUAUAUUGUGCCCAAGAAAGAAACUUUCACCCAGUUCAGGUUUCCCCAAAACUCCUGUUGUGGUUUUAAAGGUGGUUUAAAUAAAUAAGGAUGUGCUGGUCCCGCUACACUGUGUGUGCUGAAUAAAUGACUUGUAAAGUUUUCCGAGCUGUAACCCAUGCUGUUAUUAUAGUUGCUGCAAAAUGUUGUUUCUGAUAUUGAUUUUAUUUGUUAACUGGAGGUCUCCAUAUGUUUGUUUAUAUUGCUAAUUUAUGAGAAAAUGUAAUAAUCGCAAUGAAUGUGAAUUAUACAGACAGGCAAACAUUUUGUAAUCAUAAUUCACAUAUACACAAAAGCCUGGCUGAAACCUUAGACUGUUUGUACCCUCUCUACCCACACUGUUUGUGAUUUAUCAUCUGUCUCCUUAGUGUCAGUUAAAUUAUGAACUAACUUGAAAAUAAAAAGUUGUUUGACUGAAAGUGAUUGUUGAAUGAACAACAAAGUUGAAAGCCAUGGCUUGAUCUUGUAAAUAUGUAAAUGUAAAUGAUAUUAAAUCUGUGAUUCCUUUUCCCUCCAAAGGCCUUUGUGUACAUGGCACUCCAUUUGGCUAUUUUCUUUGGAAAUAAAUGAUGUGAUGUUUCCCUUCCUCUUUUGAA